Molecule: messenger RNA, 507 nt
Organism: Pistacia vera
Lineage: Eukaryota; Viridiplantae; Streptophyta; Magnoliopsida; Sapindales; Anacardiaceae
Product: (E)-beta-farnesene synthase-like
Exons: 3
Coding region: 1-507 (168 amino acids)
Molecular function (GO): terpene synthase activity; magnesium ion binding
Source: RefSeq, a predicted model, not a curated record
AUGUCAAAUAAUAUUCAUGUAUUUGAAAAGUUCAAAGAUGUUGAUAGGAAAUUCAAGUCAUCCUUGAUUAAUGAUGUUCAAGGAAUGCUAAAUUUGGGUGAGGCAGCACACUUCGCUAUUCAUGGCGAAGAUAUUCUGGAUGAAGCCCUCGCUUUUACAGCCACUCAGCUUAAGUCAAUGGCAUCUCGUGUAAGCACUCACCUUGCAGAAGAAAUAAAUCAUACUUUGAAAUUUUCUUUCCGUAAGAGCGUACCAAGGCUUGAGGCAAGAUUUUUCAUGUCCACCUAUGCAAGAGAUGAUUCUCACAAUAAAACUUUGCUUAAAUUUGCGAAGUUGGACUAUAACAUACUUCAACUGAGGCACCGGAAGCAACUCAGUGAUAUCUUAAAAUGGGACAUUGGCGCCAUAGAUAUGCUUCCAGAUUACAUGAAAUUUAUUUAUAAGACACUCUUAGAUUUUUUACCUGAAAUGGAGGAAGUUAGGAGUAAGGAAGAGCAGACAGCGUAG